AUGGAUGUGGCGCAACGCGUCUACCUCAUUUCGGCCCAAGGAAAAGCCUUGCAAUGGCAGCGGUCUAUAGCCACACUCGGCGAUUGCCGGGACCCCGUCGCGAUUGGAGCUGCCAUAGGCGCCUGCGGCCGCAGCGGCCAAUGGGGCAUGGCACUUCAGUUACUUCGCCUGGCGCCAGCAGAAGCGCCGGCCUACGGAGGUGCCAUCAACGCAUGCCGCAAGGCUGGGCACUGGCGGGUGGCCAUCGCGCUUUUGGAGGAGAUGGCAACAAAAGAAGUGCAAGCCAAUGUCAUCGCGUACAGCGCAGCCAUGAGCAGUUGUGGGGCUCAGUGGACCGUGGCCUUGACCCUCCUAGAUGUGGUGACCCGCGACCUUCAAGUGGAUGUAAUCACCUACAGCUCUGCGAUCAGCUCCUGUGAAAAGGCCCAGCAGUGGCAGCGAGCCCUCUCACUACUGGAGGAGAUGGAGCGCUGUGAGCUGAUCCCAAAUGUCAUCUCUCGCAAUGCAGCCAUGGCCGCCUGCGCAGGGGCUGGCCAGUGGCUUAUGUCCUUGGUGCUGUUGGACGGAGACACAGAUGCGGUGUCCUUCGAAACCGCGGUGAACGCCUGCGGCAAGGCUUCCCAAUGGGAGCGAAGCCUGAUGCUGCUGGACGAGAUGCAGGCGAGGCACCUCCGCCGGAGCCUGCUGGCCUUUGGCGCGGCAGUCAGCGGCUGCGAGGAGGUGUGGGAGCAAGCCCUGAGUGUGCUGCAGCAGAUGCCGCUCGUGCAGCUGAAGCCGAACCUGGUCAUCUACAGCGCGGCGAUCACGGCGUGCGGCGGCUUUCAGUGGCAGCGUGCACUGGUGCUCUUCGAGGAGAUGCAGCGAAACAAAGUGGCCGUCAACGUGGUGGCCUACAGCGCAGCCAUCAGCGCCUGCAACGGCCAGAGCUGGCGGCUGACCUUGGACUUCCUGGAGAAGAUGCAGCAGCAAGCAGUUCAGCCCAACACUGUCACCCUGAGCGCUGCAUUGAGCUCCCUCGGCCAUGAAGGCAACUGGGAACUGGCGCUGGAGCUACUGGCAGAAUUCAGGAGUGGUCAAGUGGCAGCCAACACACAUGCCUUCAAUGCUGCCAUCACCGCUUGUGGCCAGGGCAAGCAAUGGCACCUUGCCCUGGCUCUGCUGGAGGAGAUGCAAGACGCAUCGCUGGAGCAAGAUGUUAUCACGGCUAGCGCCGCCAUGAAUGCCUGCGAGGAGGGUCUCCAGUGGCAGAGGGCCCUGGCACUCCUCUCCGAAUUGCUGGCCUCUGAAUUGGCUUUGGAUCUGCCAUGCCUCAAUGCAGCCCUCAACGCCUGCAAGAAGGAGGCCAAGUGGCAGGAGGCCCUGCACAUAAUGGUGUCUAUGAAGGAGUUUUCUGUCCAAUGUGACCAAAGCACAUUGGGAGCCGUUGCUAGCAGCCUGGAGCGCGCUGGGCGCUGGCAACAGCUGCUGCAGCUCCUGGAGGACUACAGAGAAGAGCCCGGCGUUGUUGCUCUCCGCUCUGCCAUUCUCGCUUGCAGUCGAGGGAGCAGCUGGCAAGGCGCUUUGUCCAUUCUUUGCGAUCUUUUGGCAGAGCACCUGGACCCAGGCGCUGCUCCAUCAGACGGCAUGGAGCUCGGACGCCAGCCACAUUGGCCGCGGACUGGCACAUCUCAAACGGAGAAGAUGGGAGAUGAUCUGGAGAGACUGAAGAGGAGGCAGCUUCUGGCGGCCAUGGGACCGAUGGCAUCACAGCCCUGGGCCGCCGGCUGGCCUGGCAGCGCGCGCUUGCCCUGGUCCUGGAAGUUCCGCAAGGCGCCGGCGACACAUUUGGCGGAGAUCAGCAUGUGUCAGAUGCAGCAGCCGGAUGUGCGAGUGGGUGGCCUGCGGGACGUGGCUUUGGUCAACGCCGGCGCCAGCGCGUUGGCCCGCGCUUCGCGAUUGCAGCAGGCGCGGUGCAGGAACGGCAGAAGGGUUGCUCUAGUCAUCAGCCAGACUCUGCGCCUGGAUACCGUCAGCUUCAACUGCGGCAGCGGCGCCUGUGUGAGGUCGCAAGACUGGCGCCGCGCGCUGCGGCUGCAGCUUCUGGCACGUCAAUCUGCGGUGGCGCCUGACUUGGCCCUCGGCUCAGUCUCCAAGAAUUUGGCCAUCAGUGCCUACGGCCUUGUGGGGGUCUCAGAUGUUCGCCCGGCUUUUGAUGCCCAGAGAACCCCGGCACUGCUGACAGUGGCAGAUUGGCAGUGUGCGCUGCAGAACUUCGGCAUCGAGCCAUCAGCACCUUUGCGUAGCAUUGAUUACAGGCAUAGCUUUGUGCCCACCGUGAGCUCUGGCAACUCAGCUCUGAAGGCUUGUGCGCAUGAGCUGAAGUGGCGCAUUGCGACCCGGCAGCUGCAGCACUUCCCGAGCAGCUGGUCUCAGCGGCGGUGUGAUGAACAGCAGCUGGCAGUUUGA
Effrenium voratum is the source of this 2445-nucleotide messenger RNA. NCBI's taxonomy places the organism in Eukaryota, Dinophyceae, Suessiales, Symbiodiniaceae. The record is from the annotation of a GenBank genome assembly.